Molecule: messenger RNA, 1279 nt
Organism: Loxodonta africana (African savanna elephant)
Lineage: Eukaryota; Metazoa; Chordata; Mammalia; Proboscidea; Elephantidae
Product: olfactory receptor 4C11-like
Exons: 1
Coding region: 186-1100 (304 amino acids)
Biological process (GO): G protein-coupled receptor signaling pathway
Cellular component (GO): plasma membrane
Molecular function (GO): olfactory receptor activity; G protein-coupled receptor activity
Source: RefSeq, a predicted model, not a curated record
CAUGUAUAGAUUGACACAGAUUCCUGGGGAAUUUUGGUGCACACCAAAGGCAAUUGGAGGUAACAAAAUAUGCAACAGAAACAAUGAAUUCAGAGUUUAGCCAAAUGAUCUUCCCAAAAUGUUACUUUUUUCUUCUCUCUGCAGAUUAAACGUUUGUCAACUUCAUCCCACCUACAGCUACUAACAUGGUGAUGAAUAACAGUGUCACUGAAUUCAUUCUGUUUGGGUUGACGCAGGAUGCUGAAAAGCAGAAAGUGAUAUUUGGAAUCUUCUUGGUUCUUUACCUUUUGACUCUGCUGGGGAAUUUUCUCGUUGUGGUGACUAUUAAGACAAGUCAUACUCUUGGGAGUCCCAUGUACUUCUUCCUAUUCUACCUGUCCUUUGCCGAUGCCUGCUUUUCUACAACUACGACACCCAGAUUGAUUGUGGAUGCUCUGUCUCAGAAGAAGACUAUUUCCUACCAUGAGUGCAUGACUCAGGUCUUUGCAGUUCAUUUCUUUGGGUGUAUGGAGGUAUUUGUGCUCAUCCUCAUGGCUUUUGAUCGCUAUGUGGCCAUUUGUAAGCCCCUGCGAUACACAACCAUCAUAAGCAGGCGUGUCUGUGGCGUGCUGGUGAUCCUGGCCUGGGUGGCAUCUUGUAUCCAUUCUUCAGUACAGAUUAUGUUGACUUUGAAAUUGCCUUUCUGUGGCCCCAAUGUGAUUGAGCACUAUUUGUGUGACUUGCAGCCCUUGUUGAAACUUGCCUGCAUGGACACUUAUGUGAUAAAUUUGCUACUUGUGUCCAAUAGUGGGGCCCUAUGCAUGGUGAGUUUCAUGCUCUUGCUUAUAUCCUAUGUUGUCAUUUUAUACUCUCUGAGAAACCACAGCGAAGAAGGAAGGCAAAAAGCUCUUUCUACCUGUACCUCCAAUUUCAUUGUGGUUUUCAUAUUUUUUGGUCCAUGUAUAUUCAUGUACACACGCCCACCAACUGCAUCUCCAGUGGACAAGAUGGUGGCUGUGUUUUACACAAUUGGGACACCGUUUCUCAACCCUUUGAUCUAUACACUGAGGAAUGCGGAAGUGAAAAAUGCCAUGAAAAAGUUAUGGUGUAGCAAAUUAUGACUUUAGUUGAUAAAUAUGGCAAAUUAAAUUACACUUCCUUAAAUCAGUUUUUGUUACAUGGCAGGAAAUUAGAAAUACUCCUAACAGGAAACAACCCUAACAGGAAACAGCAAUCAAUAUACAUCAACAUGUUAUUGAUUCAUUACACACACAUUUAAUAUUCUGAGAGGAUUGCAUUA